Molecule: messenger RNA, 2667 nt
Organism: Enterobius vermicularis (human pinworm)
Lineage: Eukaryota; Metazoa; Nematoda; Chromadorea; Rhabditida; Oxyuridae
Source: the annotation of a GenBank genome assembly
AUGGGUCAAAUAGUUGUUGGUGACAUUUUAAAAGUUGAACAAAAUAAGGAUUUCCCGGCGGAUCUGUUACUGUUAUCGUCAAGCGAAACGAAUGGACUGUGUUAUGUAGAAACCUCAAAGAUAAAUGGUGAAACCAAUCUAACGAUGUGUCGCGGUUUUGAGUGCACGUCUCACUUGAAGGAGGAAGGAAAGAUUAAAUUGUUUUCUUGUGAAAUCGAGUGCGAAAAACCAAAUGAAAAUUUGAACGAAUUUACUGGGACACUGAUUACUGAAAAUGAGAAUGAGAAAAUGAGAAAAAAAAUAGAGUCAGAAUUCUCAUUUCUUUUAAACUGCGCCGAGUUCUUUCUUCUAUACUGCAAUUUGGUGCCCAUAUCGUUGCUACACACGCUCAAGAUCAUUCGUUAUAUUCAGGCUUACUACAUUAAUAAUGAUUCAGAAAUGUAUGAUGAAUAUUCAAACACUCCUGCCAAAGCAAAUACUUCAGCCUUAACUGAUGAAUUAGGGCAGGUUGAUUUGGUAAUUUGCGAUAAAACUGGGACUUUAACUAAUAACGCGAUGAAAGCCAAAGCUUUUUCUGUAGGUGGUGAAAAUUAUGAUUUCAAUGCUAGCUUAACUUCUAAGAACAAGCAGGGAGACCCAGAAUGCUUUGAAAAAUUCUUCCGCGUACUUACUCUCUGCAAUGAUGUUUUCCCGCAGGAACAAGAUCGAGGACAGAUUUGUUAUAGUGGAGAGUCGCCAGAUGAAGUAGCUUUGGUCCGCGGUGCCAAACUUCUGGGAUUCAAGUUAUGCGAAAGAAAUUUUAAUCAGAUCACUGUUAAAGAGGUUUUUUUACUCUUUGGCGCUUUUGAUAUCUGGCUUACUUACUUUGCAAGUUUAAGUGUUUACUCGAAUUCUGGCUUAGGAAGUGUUAGUUACGGAGACUUACUGAAGCGUGAUAAAGACAAGAAAUAUGAGAUGUUAAAUACGUUAGAGUUCACAAGCGACAGGAAGAGGAUGAGUGUCAUUGUUCGCUGUCCGGAUAAAUCUGUAUUAGUUUGCACUAAAGGAGCGGAAUCAGUAAUAUACCCGCUUUUACAUAAAGAUUCAAAGUAUCUAGACAAGUGUAAAGAACAUUUAGUCGAUUACGCAAAAAAGGGAUAUCGAACAAUGUGCUUUGCAUAUCGUAAGCUUCAAAUGCAUGAUUAUGAUGACUGGAAUGAAAAAUACCAAAGUGCUCUCAAAUAUACAGAUAAAGGUGAGAGAAACAAGUCGGUGGAAAGCAUCUUUGGAGAAAUUGAAAAGGAUCUCUAUUUGGCUGGAGGUUCUGCCGUAGAAGACAACCUGCAAGAGGACGUUCCCAAAACAAUAAAUUUUUUGAUGAAAGCGGGCAUCCGCGUGUGGAUGGUAACAGGCGAUAGGUUAGAGACUGCACGUAAAAUAGCUGUUUCGUGUGGGAUUUGUCUUAAACAAAACGUUUUACUUCAUUUGACUUUGCAAAAUGGAGUUGACCUCUUCGCAUCUAUAAAGCAGCUUCAAGAAAAAGCUGAAUGUUUGCAGCAAAAAGGACAAGAAUUUUUCCUCGCUACAUCUGGCAGUGAUCUGCAGCUUGGUUUUAAAAAUUCCUGCCGUGAAAAAUUAAUGAAAUUAUUAUUGUCAUGCCGUUCUGUUAUCUGUUACGGUACAUCUGCUAUACAGAAAGCAGGUGUUGUUGAAAUGGCCCAAGAUAACGGAAAAAAUGUUGUAUUAGCCAUUGGAGACGGAGCAAACGACGUUCCAAUGAUUCAAAGAGCAGAUGUUGGGAUCGGAAUUUGUGGCCAAGAAGGGCUGGAAGCCGCAUCUAUGAGUGACUACAGUAUAGGGCAAUUUCGAUUUCUCGAGAGAUUACUAUUUAUUCAUGGAGCUUGGAGUUUUCAACGUAAUACAAAGGCAAUACUGGUUUUUUUCUACAAAAAUGUUUGCUUCUUUUUGGCUGGACUGUGGAUUGCGCUUUUUUCUGCAUUUUCCGGUCUAGAAUUUUUUGACUCUCUGUCUCUGACUUUAUUCAAUUUGCUUAUCACAGUCAUCGAAGCCUUAAUGUUAGGAAUAUUUUUCAAGCCAUGUUCUGACGAAAGACUGCUUAAGCAGCCCAUGAAGUACAGAACCUUAAGAGAAGGAGCCUUCACAGGCAAUGCAUUUGUGAAAGAUAUUAUUCUUGCGUUCUUUCAUUCAGCUACAUCAAACUGUUUUUCUUUUUUGUUUAUGUCUCAUUCUGUACUGUGGAGUAACGGACGCUCAAGCGGAUGGUCAAUGUUUAGGAAUUCCUGCAACACGGUUUGGCAGCAUACACCAUUUGGAGCUGAUGUUUGUGGAAUAAGUGGUAUUAUGUCCGAGUCUCCAUGCUUUUGGCUUGCUUGUUUCAUAAUCCCUGUCGCUACGUUGUUAAUCAAACCCUUCUCAAAACUGGUUUUGUACACGAUGCACUUGUCAACUCCCAAGUUUUUGUUUCUGAAUGAGUGCAACGGUGAUCAAAGUUCUCCUAUUGAUCUCGAUGAAUUUGAUGUGCGGCAGCAUUUGGUUGAUGAUCACGCUGUUGAUAAUGGCGAAGAAGAUUCAAUUCAUAAUGAUAACAUAAUUUUUGAAAGUCUUAAAAGUUCCGCUUCUAGAAAGCUUUUACAGAAUUCGGAGAGGAAAUGUCAGAAUGAAAUGUGA